Messenger RNA from Endocarpon pusillum Z07020, 1137 nucleotides. Its product is annotated as Mitochondrial thiamine pyrophosphate carrier 1. Bases 1 to 1137 code for a protein of 378 amino acids. NCBI's taxonomy places the organism in Eukaryota, Fungi, Ascomycota, Eurotiomycetes, Verrucariales, Verrucariaceae. Gene Ontology annotation, cellular component: mitochondrial inner membrane. The record is from RefSeq and is a predicted model, not a curated record. The transcript has 2 exons. Gene Ontology annotation, biological process: thiamine pyrophosphate transmembrane transport. Gene Ontology annotation, molecular function: thiamine transmembrane transporter activity.
AUGUCGAAAGGUGCAGAGCACCUCAAAGAUGAAGUAGACAGAGAUCCCAAGCCGAGGACACGUCUGCUGAUAUUGGUACAGGGCAGCAAGAAACAGGUCAUCCUUGCUGGUGGCAUCGCUGGCCUGGUCUCACGGUUCUGCAUUGCACCUCUCGACGUGGUCAAGAUACGCCUCCAGCUUCAAACCCAUUCUUUAUUUGAUCCGCUUGCACACAAAGGCACCAAUGGUCCGAUAUACAAGGGUACUCUUUCAACACUGAAAGCUAUUUUGCGGCAAGAAGGCAUAACGGGGCUGUGGAAGGGCAACAUUCCGGCAGAACUUCUCUAUGUUUGCUAUGGAGGUCUCCAAUUCACUACCUAUCGCAGUGUCACUCAGCUCCAGUCAGGAUUACCACGUCGACUACCUCCUUCCGUAGAGUCUUUCAUAAGCGGUGCUUCCGCAGGCGCAGUAGCAACAGCCGCCACAUAUCCUUUGGACUUGCUUAGGACGAGGUUUGCUGCUCAAGGCAACGAGAAGGUCUACACAUCCCUCCUCGCCUCCAUCAGAGAUAUUGCCCGUCAUGAAGGUCCACGAGGCUUCUUCCAAGGCUUGGGUGCUUCCGUUGGGCAAAUCGUACCUUACAUGGGCCUUUUCUUUGCAAGCUAUGAAUCAUUAAGGCUGUUGCUGGGCUCUCUCGAGCUUCCACUCGGAUCUGGAGACGCUACAGCCGGGAUCCUAGCAAGUACACUCUCGAAGACGGGCGUCUUCCCACUUGAUCUGGCAAGGAAGAGACUGCAGGUUCAGGGUCCUACUAGGACACGAUACAUCCAUCGCAACAUUCCAGAGUACAGAGGCGUGUUUCAUACUCUGCAAACGGUUAUGGAGAAGGAAGGAUUUCGGGGGAUGUACAGGGGUUUAACGGUUAGUUUGGUGAAGGCAGCUCCUGCAAGUGCUGUGACCAUGUGGACAUAUGAACGAGCUCUGCAGUUUUUGAUGCGAAAGGAGAUAAUGGACGAAAAUAAAGACAAGAGCUAUACUUCCAACAUGACCUCUUCCGAGAGUAUUCUGUGUCGAGGUCUACCAUCGAAGAUUACAAGCACCAUCCUUAGGCCAACGCUGUGGUUAACCGCCAUGCACGUGCUGGCAUGUCUGUUGUAG